AAAUAUCAUUUAUGAAACCUGAUAUAGCUAAACAGAGUUUAUGUGGGUUUUAUUAUGCAAGUACUUUAUAAUGUUCGCAUUUUUAAAGAUUUGGUAUAGUGUUCGCAGUUUUAAAAGGUUUGGUGAAGCAUAGAUAUAUAUCUAUGGGUGAAGUAAUGUUCAAUAAAUCAAUAACAAAAGAACAAUUCGAUUAUCUGUUAUUUCCCAUAAGUCCAAAUAUUUUGUAUGUAGAGAAUCGGAGAGAAUAUUUGUAGUAUAUGAAAAUCGAUGAAAUGUCAUGGAUUGAAAGAGAAGUCGGACGACUUACAUAAUUAUUAACAAACUAUCUGUCAGUUGUUACCAGCCGAAAACAUGGCUUCAACUUAUAAAAAACUGCGCAUUGCUUUUUUUCUGUUUUCUGCCAUUGGACUUAUUUUAUAUAUUGUGGCAUUCUCUAUUCCAAAAUGGUCUACUCACGAAAGUGGAAGUGAUGGACUUUGGCAGAUAUGUUAUAUAAAUGGUGGUAGUGACACUUGUGCUUUGUGGCCGGACUAUCUUAAAUCUCCCAACCAUAAAACAGUUGAGAUUGUGUCAUGUCUGGGACUAUCAUUCUACAUUUUGUAUGUCGUGAUGUCUGCAUUAACAAUAUUUUGGACAAAUCAAUGGAAGAAGGCGAGAGCAAUCAAAUAUACGACAGUUGUUCUGGCAAUUUUAGCAGUUGCUUUUGUGAUAGCGUGCCUGAUGAUGUAUAAGAGUGACAUAAAACCUGGGAAUAACACCAUAUCACUAUGCUGGUAUCUUGCCUUAGUUGGUACAAUUAUUGCAGCAAUAGUUAUUCCAUUUUAUUUAAUCGAUGCAUGCAGAUCGGUAGAUCACAAGAAAUCAGACAGGGAAAAAAUAGUUGCAAUUCCUGCAAUGCCAGCGUCUACAAGGUUUUCAACCAAUGAAGAUACCGAUACACAUAAUCAAGAUUACAGCACAUUUAACCCCAAAAGUAGUAGUCGACCAGCGUUAAUGAAUACACUGAGAAAACAGCCGUCAAAAUCGACCGGUAAAGAAUUGACAACAAAAUACAUAAAAUCGUUCUCUAUACCACCUUCAAAGACGAAAUUAUUGUUCAAACCAUCUCCAGGUCCAUACCAAAUGAGUCCAAACAGUAGUUCACAAAAUGACGCCAAAAAGUACUACGGUAAAGCCAAUGCUCAAAGUAGCUCUUUAGGAACGAAUGAUUCAAACCAAAAAGUGGAAUCAAGUGUUCCAGAACAACACAGUAUAUCCCACAACACAAAGACUAUCAACAAAAAUAGCAAGAAUAUGCUGCAAAAAAGCCAGAGUGAUAGUGUAAAGCGUCCGCCUGUCUUGAUGUCAAUAACCGACAUUGAAGAAAGUGGUGAGGAUAUGGAUGAUGUCUUAGUUGUCACAGAAAGUGACGGGAAAUCGCAAGUCUCGAAGUCUGAGUGGGACCAAAAGAAACCGAAGAUACCAUAUUCACAAUCCUUUUCUACUAAAUCAGUUAUAAAACACUUCACAUGGAAAAAAGAGUGUCUAAGUUCCCAGGAAAUGUUGACAAUACACAAUGUUGAGCCUUACGAGAUGUAACUGUGUGUGAAUAAUGAAAAUAUGUAGAUAUUAA
This is a messenger RNA of Mytilus trossulus (common blue mussel), 1612 nucleotides long. RefSeq lists its product as uncharacterized. Bases 352 to 1578 code for a protein of 408 amino acids. The transcript is spliced from 3 exons. The record is from RefSeq and is a predicted model, not a curated record. Lineage: Eukaryota; Metazoa; Mollusca; Bivalvia; Mytilida; Mytilidae.